Molecule: messenger RNA, 556 nt
Organism: Tarenaya hassleriana
Lineage: Eukaryota; Viridiplantae; Streptophyta; Magnoliopsida; Brassicales; Cleomaceae
Product: RPM1-interacting protein 4
Exons: 3
Coding region: 222-461 (79 amino acids)
Source: RefSeq, a predicted model, not a curated record
CUGAUGUUGCACUAACGCCGUUAUAUAUACCGUCCCGGAGACCGCACCGAAGAGAGAGGAAAAGAACAGGAGAAAUUCUCUCCAUCUUUUUUUAAGCGCAGUUUCUCUCUCCCUCUCUCUGAGCGAAGAGAUUUUCUCUCACUUUCCCUCGUUUUCUCGGCGGUUUUUAAUCCUUUCCCGUCGUUUCCUAUCCUCUGAAAAGUCUUCCUCCCGCAGACGCCAUGUCGCAGGACAAAGGUCGUCCCCUGCCGAAAUUCGGUGAAUGGGAUGUCAAUGAUCCAGCUUCAGCUGAGGGUUUCACAGUGAUAUUUAACAAGGCCAGGGAUGAGAAGAAGACCGGUGGCAAACCUGAAUCACCCGGUAAAGCCACCGAUACUCAUCUUAAGCCUGGCACUGAUCCUACUAAACCUCCUCCUAAAAAAUGGCUUUGUUGCAUACAAUCUCCAUCUGUGGACUCUUGACAUUGGCAAGGUCUUGCGCGUUCGAAAUGCUUGCACAUCUAAAGCAUAUGGAUGUUCUUCUGUUAUUUAUUUCUCUUCUUCCAACAUAAGUUCCU